AUGCUGCCAGUCUGCCCCGAGCCGUCAGAGCUGCCCAGGUCGUGCCCCGAGCCGUCAGAGGCUGCCAGUCUGCCCCGAGCUGCCAGUUCUGCCCGAGCCGUCAGAGCUGCAGUCUGCCCCGUAGCCGUCAGAGCUAGCCAGUCUGCCCCGGCCGUCAGAGCUGCCAGUCUGCCCCGAGCCCCGUCAGAGCUGACCAGUCUGCCCCGAGCGUCAGAGCUGCCAGUCUGCCCCGAGCCGUCAGAGCUGCCAGGCUGCCCCGAGCUGCCAGGCUGCCCCGAGCUCCAGUCUGCCCCGAGCUGCCCCGUCUGCCCCGAGCUGCCCGAUCUGCCCGAGCUGCUCCAUCUUGCCACCGAGCCGUCAGACUGCCCGGUCUGCCCCGAGCUGCCCGUCGGCCAAGCACCGUCAGAGCGGCCGUUCUGCCAGCACCGUCAAGCGGCCCGUCGUGCCAAAGCACCGUCAGAGCGGCCCGUCUGCCACAAGCACGUCAGAGCGGCCCGUCUGCCAAGCACCGUCAGAGCGGACCUGUUUUCUGCCAAAGCCACCGUCAGACGGCCCGUCUGCCAAGCACCGUCAGAGCGGCCCGUCUGCCAAGGCACCGUCAGAGCUGCCCGUCUGGCCAGGGCACCUGCUCUCGCCCCAGGGCCUAAGUGUUUAGUGAAGCUCUGCGAAAGCUUGCCCGACCUCCAUGAUGAGCAGUAUGCCCUGCAGACCUGUAUGGUCUUAUACGACAGCACGAGGGCCCACCAGGAGAACACCCUUGUCCUGCCGCUGUGUAAACAAAAUAAGAGGAUAGUGUACACUGUUUUAGAGUACAGCCCCUUGCUGGACUCUUGCAAUAUGACCACAGAUGACUGGGCUACAAUUGGGAAGGACAUUGAGAAACACUAUGAGAAGUAUGACGGUUUUGUCAUUCUCCACGGCACGGACACCAUGGCCUACACAGCAUCUGCUCUGUCCUUCAUGUGUAAGCAUCUGGGGAAGCCUGUCAUCCUCACCGGCUCCCAGGUGCCGAUCUAUGAGAUGAGGAACGAUGGAAGAGACAACCUGUUGGGGGCGCUGCUGAUCGCUGGUCAGUUUGUCAUUCCUGAGGUUUGUUUGUAUUUCCACCACAAGCUGUACCGGGGGAACCGUGUAACCAAGGUGGAUUCUGGGAGUUUCAAUGCCUUCAAUUCUCCUAACCUGGCUCCUCUGGCCAAUGCUGAAGUGGAUAUUAAAAUUAACUGGGACACGGUGUGGCGAGCGAACACAACCGCGCAGUUCAGAGUGAGCACUCUGAUGAACCGUAACGUGGGUCUGCUGAGACUCUUCCCAGGCAUCACUGCUGUGACUGUGAAGUCCUUCCUGCAGGCGCCCAUGGAGGGCAUUGUCCUGGAGACGUAUGGUAGUGGAAACGCCCCUGACAACCGUGCUGACCUGCUUGAGGAGUUCCGGAAUGCCACAGAGAGGGGCGUGAUCAUGGUCAACUGCACCCAGUGUCUGAGGGGUUCUGUCACCACAUCGUACGCCACCGGAAAGGCCUUGAGUGACACAGGACUGGUGGCAGGCUGUGACAUGACUCCUGAGGCUGCCCUGUGCAAGCUGUCCUACGUGCUGGCCAGGACGGACCUCAGCAAAGAGGCCAAAAUAAAGAUGCUGAGUCAGAACCUGCGGGGAGAGAUGAUCGCUGACCUGCAGGGGGCCAAGCUCACUCUGAGCGACAGUCGCUUCAUCCAGGUCAUCGCCAAGUCCCUGAGCAUCAGCUGUAAGGAGGAACUAGAAGCCGUCCGGGAUGCUCUGACCCCCAUCUUAGCUUGUGCCGCUUCUAAGAUAGGAGACUUGGAGGCCUUGGAUGCCAUAAAGGAGAUGGGCAGUAACCUAAGUCUGGGGGAUUAUGAUGGACGUACCCCUCUGCACAUCGCUUCCUGUGAGGGCCACCUKAAAGUGGUGCAGUAUCUACUGAGCCAGGGCGCCACUGUCUACGCCAAAGAUCGCUAUGGGGACACACCCCUGCGCAAUGCUGUGCGCUUCAGACACAAAGAGGUGGUGAAGCUGCUGAGAAAGACUGGAGCUCAUUUCUCCAGGGAUGAGUUGGAGGAUGCCGGCUCAGAGCUGUGCAGUCUGGCAGCCAGUGCUGACAUUGAGGGCCUGGAGAUGUGGCACUUGGCCGGGGGAGACCUGGACACGGACACGCCAGGCUACGACGGGCAGACGCCGAUGGAGGUACUGGAGCUCAUUUCUCCAGGGAAGUUGGAGGAUGCCGGCUCAGAGCUGUGCAGUCUGGCAGCCAGUGCUGACAUUGAGGGCCUGGAGAUGUGGCACUUGGCCGGGGGAGACCUGGACACGCCAGGCUACGACGGGCAGACGCCGAUGGAGGUGGCUAAGGCUGUGGGGAAUGAAGUUGUGAUUGACUUCUUACACCAGGUCAGCCAGUACCACGCCCAGCCUCUGUUUAAAGAUGAUGCUGAGGUAAGUCUAGAAUGGCCACAGCUAGCUCUAUGGAUUCUCCUGUGCGUGGUGGUCGUACCUGUGUCUCCUCUCAUCGUAUGGUGAUGUGUUGCAUCUGAGUAUGACCUACAUGAGUAUCACUCGUUGUAGCCUGGCUUGAACAGGUGUUUUCAAAAUGGCUGCCUGGUUCAGUUCGAUUAGACAAUGACACAAACCUUUGCAGUAUGGUAGUCUGUCUGGCUUUUGUGCUUUGUUCCUGUGAUGGCCUCUAAGCUGUGUUGUCUGGUAUGAUGACUGCCUGGUGAGAUGUUUACUCUGAGAU
This is a messenger RNA of Salvelinus sp. IW2-2015, 2746 nucleotides long. The record is from RefSeq and is a predicted model, not a curated record. Lineage: Eukaryota; Metazoa; Chordata; Actinopteri; Salmoniformes; Salmonidae.